This is a messenger RNA of Lagenorhynchus albirostris (white-beaked dolphin), 1535 nucleotides long. RefSeq names its product solute carrier family 35 member G2 (gene SLC35G2). The transcript has 2 exons. NCBI's taxonomy places the organism in Eukaryota, Metazoa, Chordata, Mammalia, Artiodactyla, Delphinidae. The record is from RefSeq and is a predicted model, not a curated record. Gene Ontology annotation, cellular component: plasma membrane. The coding region runs from base 210 to 1448 and encodes 412 amino acids.
GAGCGCAGGCGCAGGGUUCGUGCCUGCGGCGCCGCUCUCCCUGCCCAGCCAGGCGGCCUGAGCCGCCCCUGCCGCGGUUUUCCUGGCGAAGCGCGCGGUGGCCUCAGUGGGCUCAGAGCCUGGACUAGGCGCGGGGCAGCGGGCAGCCCCGGCCGGAGCACCGGGCGCUCCUUCCUCGCCGCGACGCACAGAAUUGAUUGCCUGAAGAAAUGGAUACUUCUCCCUCCAAAAAAUAUCCAGUUAAAAAACGGGUGAAAAUACACCCAAACACGGUGAUGGUGAAAUAUACUUCUCAUUAUCCUCAGCCUGGGGAUGAUGGAUAUGAAGAAAUCAAUGAAGACUAUGGAAAUUUUAUGGAAGAAAAUCCAAAGAAAGGCCUGCUGAGUGAAAUGAAAAGAAAAGGAAGAACUUUCUUUGGAACCAUGGAUACUCAACAUCCACCAACAGAAGACCCAAUGACCAAUGAGAUUGGACAAUUCCAAAGUUUUGCAGAAAAAAAUAUUUUUCAAUCCAGAAAAAUGUGGAUAGUGCUGUUUGGAUCUGCUUUGGCUCAUGGAUGUGUAGCUCUUAUCACUAGGCUUGUUUCUGAUCGUUCCAAAGUUCCAUCUCUAGAACUGAUUUUUAUCCGUUCUGUUUUGCAGGUCUUAUCUGUGUUAGUUGUGUGUUACUACCAGGAAGCCCCCUUUGGACCCAGUGGAUACAGAUUGCGACUCUUCUUUUAUGGUGUAUGCAAUGUCAUCUCUAUCACCUGUGCUUAUACAUCAUUUUCAAUAGUUCCUCCCAGCAAUGGGACCACUAUGUGGAGAGCCACAACCACAGUCUUCAGUGCCAUUUUGGCUUUUUUACUUGUAGAUGAGAAAAUGGCUUAUGUUGACACGGCUACAGUUGUUUGCAGCAUCUUAGGUGUUUGUCUUGUCAUGAUCCCCAACAUUGUUGAUGAAGAUAAUUCUUUGUUAAAUGCCUGGAAAGAAGCCUUUGGGUACACUAUGACCGUGAUGGCUGGACUGACCACUGCUCUUUCCAUGAUAGUAUACAGAUCCAUUAAGGAGAAGAUCAGCAUGUGGACUGCACUGUUUACCUUUGGUUGGACUGGGACAGUCUGGGGAGUAUCUACUAUGUUCAUUCUUCAAGAACCCAUCAUCCCAUUAGAUGGAGAAACCUGGAGUUAUCUCAUUGCUAUAUGCAUUUGUUCUACUGCAGCCUUCUUAGGAGUUUAUUAUGCCUUGGACAAAUUCCAUCCAGCUUUGGUCAGCACCGUGCAACAUCUGGAGAUUGUGGUAGCCAUGGUGUUGCAGCUUCUAGUGUUACAUAUAUUUCCUAGUGUCUAUGAUGUCUUUGGAGGGGUAAUCAUUAUGAUUAGUGUUUUUGUCCUUGCUGGCUAUAAACUUUACUGGAGGAAUUUAAGAAGGCAGGAUUAUCAGGAAAUACUAGACUCUCCCAUUAAGUGAAUACCUGAUUAUUAUCUUGUUAAUGUUCAGUUAUUAAUAGGUACACAGACAUUUUAAUGUUCAUCUGGAAAUAUGUUGUAUAACUGA